AUGAAAUUCAUCACUCUUAUUGCUAUGAUUGCAUCGCAGGUCCUUGCAGUGAACUACAUACAGGAGAGUCUGUUCGGAGGACAGUUCUCUCUGGCCCCACAGGCCAUUGUCCUUGAGUCAGGCCCCGCAGGAAACAUGACCGUGCAGUACGGAAACAUGACAUUCACUGGAAGAACAGUGAGCAACACAGAAAUCGUAGACAAGUACGCAGUUGAGUCCAAAGGAAAGAGCAUUGGUACUGCUCUGAGAACCCUCUCUGCACACCCAGCCCUUAUGGGAAUGCCCAUGGGCUCAGGGCCGUAUCUGGAGACUAAGUUUGAGAUCAACCUGGAGGAGGAAGAGGCACUAGAAGGCAUGGACUUCCAAACUAGCUCCAACGCUGACUCUCUGAAGAUUAGAUCAUUCCAGCUUGUCUUCGACGAUGCAUCCUCAGAGUCUAACGUAUCCGAGGUGUACACAAACCAAACAGGCCUCAUCUGGAAGAUACUCCCAGGGCCCUUGAUAAACCCAUCGUACAGCAGAAUGGAGCAGGGUGGCCUAAUUGACACGCCUUUCUCCAGAUUCAUGCUGAAUGUCUUCCCCUUCCCUGCAACAAAGGCUGAGCUGAAGGCAUACGCUGUCAUUCCAAACGGCAGCGGACUGAUCAACAUCUACGACCCAGAAAUCGUGAUAGUUGCAGCCACCGAGACCACUGCAGCCCCAGAAGAGGAAGGAGAAGAGGAGGAAGAAGGCAACGACGACGAAGACGAGGAAGACGAUGAUGAGGAAGAAGAAGAACCAGAACAGUUCCUUGCUUCAAAUAUAAAGCUUAACAAAGCCCCUGCAGUAGCUGCUGCUUAA
Messenger RNA from Nematocida minor, 840 nucleotides. RefSeq lists its product as uncharacterized. The coding region runs from base 1 to 840 and encodes 279 amino acids. The transcript has a single exon. Lineage: Eukaryota; Fungi; Microsporidia. The record is from RefSeq and is a predicted model, not a curated record.